CUAACUUACUUUCUAUGCAUCUCGAUCGUACUGGCAUAUUAGAUAGAAAUUAAUGGUCGUACCUACAUCAUAAUAACACCCAUAACAUACACAGGACACAAAUAAAUGCCCUUACCGGGAUUCGAACCCUGAACCUCGUGUUUCGUAAUAGAAUAAAUGAAUGCAAUAGUCCCGUCUCAGUCUCCACUCCUCAAAUGUUUGCAAAUCAUACAGUUUAUUAAACCUUCACGUUUGACAGGGUUGAAGCUAGCCACAGGUAGGUGCAGCUGCAGGAUGCAGGACCGGUUCAUCGACCUGUGCUACGAGGCCGACCUCGACACGUCCGAGCACCCGGAGCUGCUGGAGCUGGCGCGCGAGCUGGUCAACGAGGACCCCGACACCCGCGCCGCGGCCAUCCAGGAUCUCCGCAAUAUGAUAUACGAGCGCGGCGAGUGCACGCCGCGGCGCAUGGACGACGCGUUCCUACUCAAGUUCCUGCGCGCGCGCAGUUUCGUCGUACGCCGCGCGCACAGACAUUUGGUGCGGUACUGCAACUUCCUGGAGCAAUACCCGUACCUGUACCGAGACGUGGACUUCUGGUCGCUGACGAAGGUGAAGGGCGCCUACGAGGCCGCCAUGCUCGACCCGCCCGGCGUCGGCCGCCUGCUCAUCGCCCGGUUCGGCACAUGGGACCCUGACGACUUCCCCGUGGAGGACCUGGUGCGCGCCGCGCUGGCCUUCAUGGAGAUCGGUCUGCGCACGCCGCGCGCGCAGGUGCUCGGUGGCACCGUCAUCUUCGACCUCGAAGGUAUCACCAUGAAGCACAUCGCCACACUCACGCCCACCGUCGCCUACCAGAUCGUUUGUCUGACCGGGUACGCGCUCCCCGGCAUAAUGCACAGCUGCCACAUCAUAAACUACAACUGGCUGCUGAACACCUUCUUCUUCCUCUUCAAACGUUUCAUCAGCAGGAAGGCGUGGGCCAAGAUCCACUUCCACGGCAGCGACCUGGAGUCGCUGCAGCGGCACCUCCCGCGCGAGUGCCUCCCGCCGCGCUACGGCGGCACCUGCCGGCUGCACACCGACUUCGAGACGGGCUUCAACAAGAUCAAGAAGUACAGAGACGAGGCGUUUGAUCGCGAGAUGAAGGAGUUUGGGUGGUUGAUGAAGGAGUGAUCUGUAGAGGGCCUUAUUAGCCUUGCCUUGCGGUUCAUUCAUUUUGACGGUCCUUGAGUAUGGUUUGUGUUGACUUCUCGGUUAUGCGUUUAAGGUUUAAGCAAAAAGGUGUCUGUCAUAAGUAUGCGUUUUGCAUGGUUCCUACAACGAUACAUAGUUUAGGAAGUCUGAUAUCAGUAAUAAUGUACUUAUGUCGGAGCGUGACUCCAGAAAGUCGUAUUGCAGCGUUACAGUUUGUAAAUUUAGACGCCUGUAUAAAAUCGAUUAGUAAUGUUGAGCUACGUAUUACUUGGUUGUAAUGAAAUUCCUAACGUAGAGAGCAACGCCGUCUAUUGGCGUGUUGUUGAACUAACUAAGAUGACAGGUAGAAGGCAUAGACAUAAUAUAUAUAUAGACGGUGUCUCAGCGAGCUGUCACUGUUGCCACUUUUGUUUAGUGUACGAUUAACAAUUUAACACCACCUUGCUGUAGCCAUGUCGAUAAAGUCAUAUCGAUAAACUAUCGACAUUUCUUACAAUUUUAAUUUUACUUCAAAGGUUUGACGAUAUCUAAAAUGAACAAAAACGCUUUUAUUCUUUAUUGUGGUUAUCAGAUCACAAUUUUAUCGUCACGCCCCAGCAGGGAACCAAGGGAAAGUUCAGAUAUUUAAUUAAAAUACAUAAAUACCUACUAAGAUAUGUGUUCCGCAAUAAUUGAAAUAUUUUAUUAUAUUCUAACUAGCUGUUGCCCGCGACUUCGUCCGCGUGGAAUCUUAUCUUCAACAUUUUACAUCUUUAGUACCUAUAAUUUUCAUAUCCAAGCAAUGUUGAAAUUAAGUACUUUUCUUUUUUAGCAAGUUGUAUGAAGUUUUAAGUCAAGUGGAUUUUGAUGUUGGUUGCUGAAAUUACUUUUCUUGUAUUCUCAUAAUAGGUACCUAUGCCCUUAUACAAAGAUUCAAGUCCCGCAUUCCGCACUCACAAAAUAUCUGAUCUUCAUACAAACUUUCAACCCCUUUCUCACCACCUUGGGGGAUGAUUUUCAAAAAUGCUUGAAUUAGUUUUCAUGUUUUUAGGGUUCCGUACCCAAAGGGUAAAACGGGACCCUAUUACUAAGACUUCGCUGUCCGUCCGUCCGUCCGUCCGUCUGUCACCAGGCUGUAUCUCACGAACCGUGAUAGCUAGACAGUUGAAAUUUUCACAGAUGAUGUAUUUCUGUUACCGCUAUAACAACAAAUACUAAAAACAGAAUAAAAUAAAGAUUUAAAUGGGGCUCCCAUACAACAAACAUGAUUUUUGACCAAAGUUAAGCAACGUCGGGUACUUGGAUGGGUGACCGUUUUUUUUUUGCUUUUUUUGCAUUAUGGUACGGAACCCUUCGUGCGCGAGUCCGACUCGCACUUGCCCGGUUUUUUUAAUUUAUUACCUUUUUUUUCCAAAAAGUUAAAGUUCCUAGCUUAAAAUUAAAUUUACACCCCAAGACGAAUUUUCAUCCCCUUUUUAGCCCCCUUAGGGAUUGAAUUUCCAAAAACGUUGCAAUUACUUUUUUUUUGUAAUCGGCUAUUAUGUCUUUCUAAGAAGUUUCUAAGCAUUUGUAAUGGAUUCAAACUUUGAACCCCAUUUUAACCCUGUUAGGGGAUGAAUUUUACAAAUCGCUGAAAUCACUUUUAUUGUCUUCUAAUAAUAUCCCCAAAUACAAAGAUUCAAAUCCCGCGCUCGAAAAAAUGCAUGAUAUCCAUACAAACUUUCAACCCCAUUUUCACCACCAUAGGGAUGAAUCUUCAAAAACACUGAAAUUAGUUUUUUGUAUUUUAAUAUAAUACCUUUUUACAAAGUUUCAAUUUCCUAGCUUCAAAUAAAAUUUGCACCUGAAGACGAACUUUCAUCCCCUUUUUAAUCCCCUAAGGGGUUGAAUUUCCAAGAACGUUGCAAUUACUUUUUUUUGUAAUCGGCUAUUAUGCCUUUCUAAGAAUUUUCAAAGCAUUUGUAAUGGAUUUAAACUUUGAAACCCAUUUUAACCCUGUUAGGGGAUGAAUUUUACAAAACGCUGAAAUUACUUUUAUUGUAUUCUAAUAGUAUCACCAAAUACAAAGAUUCAAGUCCCGCGCUCGAAAAAACGUUUGCUAUCCAUACAAACUUUCAACCCCUUUUUCACCACCUUAGGGGAUGAAUUUUCAAAAACGCUGAAAUUAGUUUUCUUGUAUUUUAAUUUAAAACGUUUUUACAAAGUUUCAAGUUCCUUGCUUAAAAUAGAAUUUGCACCCGCCGACGAACUUCCAUCCCCUUUUUAACCCCCUUAGGGGAUGAAAUUCCAAAAAACGUUGCAAUCACUUUUUUUUGUAAUCGGCUAUUAUGCCUUUCUAAGAAGUUUCAAAACCAUUUGUAAUGGAUUCAAACUUUCAACCCCUUUUUAACCCUGUUAGGGGAUGAAUUUUACAAAACGCUGAAAUUACUUUUCCUGUCUUCUAAUAAUAUCCCUAAAUACAAAGAUUCAAGUCCCACACGAAAAAAUGUUUGAUAUCCAUACAAACUUUCAACCCCUUUUUCACCACCUCAGGGGUUGAAUUUUCAAAAACGCUGAAAUGUUUUUUCUUGUAUUUUAAUAAUAUAUCUUUUAACGAAGUUUCAAAUUCGUAGCUCAAAAGAAAACUUUAACCCCAUACAAACUUUCAUCCCCUUUUUAACCCUGUUAAGGGAUGAAUUUUACAAAACGCUGAAAUUACUUUUAUUGUCUUCUAAUAGUAUCCCCAAAUACAAAGAUUCAAGUCCCGCGCUCGAAAAUUUUUUUGAUAUCCAUACAAACUUUCAACCCCUUUUUCACCACCUUGGGGGAUGAAUUUUAUAAAACGCUGAAAUCAGUUUUCUUGUAUUUGAAUUUGAUACUUUUUUACAAAGUUUCAAGUUCCUAGCUUAAAAUAAAAUUUGCACCCGAAGACGAACUUUCAUCCCCUUUUUAACACCCUUAGGGGUUGAAUUUCCAAAAACGUUGCAAUCACUUUUUUUGUAAUCGGCUAUUAUGCCUUUCUACGAAGUUUCAAAGCAUUUGUAAUGGAUUAAAAUUUUCAACCCCUUUUUAACCCUGUUAGGGGAUGAAUUUUACAAAACGCUGAAAUUACUUUUCCUGUCUUCUAAUAAUAUCCCUAAAUACAAAGAUUCAAGUCCACCACUUGAAAAUUUUUUUGUUAUCCAUACAAACUUUCAACCCGUUUUUCACCACCUUAGGGGAUGAAUUUUCAAAAACGCUGAAAUUAGUUUUCUUGUAUUUUAAUAAUAUAUCUUUUUACGAAGUUUCAAAUUCCUAGCUUAAAAGAAAACUUUAACCCCAUACAAACUUUCAUCCCCUUUUUAACCCCCUUAAGGGUUGAAUUUCUCAAAAUCGCUUCUUAUCUCUUGUACACUUUAUAAAUGCAAUCUGGUGUGCAAAUUUCAACUUUCUGGCUUUUGUAGUUUCGUCUCUGCGUUGAUGAAUCAGUCAGUCAGUCAGUCAGGACACUUGCAUUUAUAUAUAUAGAUAUAUUUAUUAUUCAUUAGCAUUUCAAUUAUGUAUAUGUUUAACGAAGAUAUUGAAGCUUCAAUUAAUAGCUAUUUCGUUCCGCUGUGUAGCGUUUAUCGAUAUAUAACAUGAUUAAAAUCGACUUUUCACAUCCCUAAAAGAACACACAUACACGCUUUUACGCACACAUUCACAGCCUGGAUGCAUCAAAAAAGGCAACACUUGAUUUGAAGUUCACCUUGUCAGCAGUAUGGUUGUCCUUUUUUGACAAAUGGCAUUUUAAAAGAGCGAGGAGAGAGAAAUGAUACUAGUUGCUGCGCCGUCAAAUAGAACAAUAAACGUAGGGGCCUUGGUAGAAGGCUUUGGAACGUCAAGUGGUUUAACUUGGGUAAAGUUCGGUAUGAGGUGGCAUUUUUGUCGUAAUGUUGGUAUAUAGACUGGUCGAGCAUGUUUGCCAACUUGACUUUGAGGCGGGAGCGGUGAGGCUCCGCCGCAGGUCUUCUUGAUCGGACCGCGCUAGAGAUCAAACGUCAGCCAUACCUCGUGCCUAAUUCGCCACGUUCCUGAAGGCCAACGUUUUUUAACCAUUAAGCUAAGUGUUUUAUUUCAAGUGUUAUUUUGAUUCCUUAUGUUUCAUUACCAGCUUACUUUUGUGAAAUAAAGAAAGGAUGUGUUAUUUUGGAAAGAUGUGUCCCGCUGAGUUUGUUGCCGGUCCCGUAUUGGGCUAACUCUUCUCAUGUCAAGUGUGUAUAUUGAAGCCGGCAUAGCUUGACUUAAAUAAAGAUUUGAAAGAUUGUA
Cydia fagiglandana is the source of this 5421-nucleotide messenger RNA. RefSeq names its product alpha-tocopherol transfer protein-like. Gene Ontology annotation, cellular component: membrane. The coding region runs from base 157 to 1155 and encodes 332 amino acids. Lineage: Eukaryota; Metazoa; Arthropoda; Insecta; Lepidoptera; Tortricidae. Gene Ontology annotation, molecular function: phosphatidylinositol bisphosphate binding. The transcript has 5 exons. The record is from RefSeq and is a predicted model, not a curated record.